Panicum hallii is the source of this 1450-nucleotide messenger RNA. RefSeq names its product hemolysin A. Bases 130 to 1023 code for a protein of 297 amino acids. Gene Ontology annotation, biological process: methylation. The transcript is spliced from 9 exons. Gene Ontology annotation, molecular function: methyltransferase activity; RNA binding. The record is from RefSeq and is a predicted model, not a curated record. Lineage: Eukaryota; Viridiplantae; Streptophyta; Magnoliopsida; Poales; Poaceae.
GGCCCCAUCUGUCAGGGCAGCGGUUUCGCUCCGGGCUCGGAUAGGGUUCAUCUCCUCCUCGGCGCCCGCAAAACCCUUGUUCACUUCUCAGGGGAGCCGACAGUAGCAACGACGAAGAGUGGGGUCGCGAUGAUGGCUUCCAGGCUCCGGCUCCACCUUAGACUGGUUGGGAUUCGGCCAAGCUGCUGUCCUCCUUCCCGUGCAUUUACAGCUGUCAGAGCUCAAAAGAUUCAGCUCCCCAAGAAAAAAAGGCGACUGGAUGAAGUGUGCUUGGAAAGGUUUCAACAAUAUAGUAGAACAUACAUCCAGUCAUGGAUUCUUCAAGGUAAAGUCAUUGUGGAUGGAAGAGUUGUGAAUAAAGCUGGAACACAAGUAUCUGACAAGUCAGUCAUUGAAAUUAAGGCUGAAAUCCCGAAAUAUGUAUGUAGAGCAGGACAUAAGCUUGAGGCAGCUAUCAAAGAAUUUGGUAUUGAUUGUGAUGGAAAGAUAGCCCUUGAUUCGGGAUUAUCCACAGGCGGCUUUACUGACUGUUUACUUCAGCAUGGAGCAUCACAUGUUUACGGUGUAGAUGUUGGCUAUGGACAGGUGGCUGAAAAAAUUCGUACACAUGAACGUGUCUCAGUGAUCGAACGUACAAAUUUGAGAUAUCUUUCUCAAUUGCCACAACCAGUUGACUUGGUGACACUGGACCUGUCAUUUAUCUCAAUUCUCUUGGUUAUGCCUGCUGUUAUCAAAGUAAUGAAGACGGACUCUACGUUGAUAACACUUAUCAAGCCUCAGUUUGAAGCUCGUAGAUCACAGGUAGGAGGUGGUGGGAUUGUUCGAGAUCCUCUGGUUCAUAAAGAGGUACUGGAUAGAAUAAUUUCAGGCGUGGAAGAUUUUGGAUUCUGCAAUAAAGGCUGGAUCGAAUCUCCCAUAAAGGGCGCAGAAGGGAACAAGGAGUUUCUUGCUUGCUUCCACAGGAUCCCAAUAUCAGAAUUGCAACCAGAAGUAGAGACAAAGGCAGAGGCCGAAGCUACAUGAUAGGGAAUGCAGCUUGAAACCUGUAACCAAGGAUGAUAUGUCAUCAACCGGAACACAGCGUUAAGCAUCUGGAAGCUCUACAUGAAGUCAUGCUGGAAAGUUUUGUUGAUUGUGUUCGAAAGUAGGCCAAGUACGGUCAGUGAGAUACUUAUUAGAGAGACAAACUUUUGAAGCACUUAUUUCUGAAGUUUCAGGGGUCCACUUGCUGUUUCUCGGGAGAGUAAGAACAAACAUGCAGAGAAUGGUCAGCCCUUUGUUCAUUGUAGAGCAUGUCAUCUGAUUGUGACAUACAUUAUAUACAUUGGCCGCCCAGUAUCCUAGAAUCCUACCAAACACUGACUCAGGCAGUUUUCGUGUAUAAUUUGUUCAGGGGUCUGCAUAAGGUAUGCUCUUUCUCCAGCAAAUUUGCACUAGUUGCAUUCUGUGC